This is a messenger RNA of Aspergillus sclerotioniger CBS 115572, 2121 nucleotides long. RefSeq names its product GMC family oxidoreductase. The transcript has a single exon. The record is from RefSeq and is a predicted model, not a curated record. Bases 281 to 2098 code for a protein of 605 amino acids. NCBI's taxonomy places the organism in Eukaryota, Fungi, Ascomycota, Eurotiomycetes, Eurotiales, Aspergillaceae. Gene Ontology annotation, molecular function: oxidoreductase activity, acting on CH-OH group of donors; flavin adenine dinucleotide binding.
CAUGCAUGAUAGGGGAGCUGCCUAGGAUGCCAAUCCUUCGCUCCACUCAUGCAGGAUUAGAUCUGCUCCCAGGCUGACUUCGGGAUACCGACGGCUGCAGCUUUCAGCUCGCCCCUAUCAUCCAGAUAUCACUAUAGCUUCGACAGCAGAGGAAUUGGAUUAUUGUACAACAAGGUUCUGGACCGUGGUUCUCAGGUAUAUAUAGCUUCAUCGGUCCAUCCCUCAACUUCAGAUCAGCAGCAAUCUCAUCCUCUCUCAUUCUUCAUCUACCUCUUCCAUCAUGAAGACUAUCCUCUCCAGCUCGCUCGUGGUCUCCAUGGCUGCGGCCCUGCCACACUACAUCCGCAGCAGUGGCAUCGAAGCAAGCCUUCUGACCGACCCCAAGGCAGUCGCCGGCCGUACGGUCGACUACAUUAUCGCCGGUGGAGGUCUGACUGGCUUGACCACUGCAGCCCGUCUGACUGAGAACCCCGACAUCACCGUCCUUGUCAUCGAAAGCGGUUUCUACGAGUCCGACCGCGGCCCGCUCGUCGAGGAUCUCAACGCCUAUGGUGAAAUCUUCGGCUCGGAGGUGGACCACGCCUACCAGACAGUGGAGCUGGCCACCAACAACCUGACGGAGCUGAUCCGCUCCGGAAAUGGCCUGGGUGGUUCUACCCUCGUCAAUGGUGGCACCUGGACUCGUCCCCACAAGGUCCAGGUCGACUCCUGGGAGACCGUCUUUGGCAAUGAGGGCUGGAACUGGGAGAAAGUGGCCGCUUAUUCCCUUCAGGCUGAGCGUGCUCGCGAGCCCAACGCCAAACAGAUCGCUGCUGGUCACUACUUCGAUCCCUCCUGCCACGGCACCAAUGGAACCGUCCACGUUGGACCCCGUGACACUGGCGAUGACUUCACCCCCAUCAUCGACGCCCUCAUGACCACCGUCGAGAACAGAGGCGUUCCCACCAAGAAGGACCUCGGCUGCGGUGAUCCCCAUGGCGUGUCCAUGUUCCCCAACACCCUCCACGAAGAUCAGGUCCGCUCCGAUGCCGCUCGCGAAUGGCUCCUCCCCAACUACCAGCGACCCAACCUGCAGGUCCUGACCGGCCAGUUGGUUGGAAAGGUGCUUCUCGACCAGAACACCACCGUCCCCAAGGCUGUCGGCGUCGAAUUCGGCACUCACAAGGCCAACACCUUCAAUGUCUAUGCCAAGCACGAGGUCCUUCUGGCCGCUGGCUCUGCCGUCUCUCCCCAAAUCCUCGAACACUCCGGUAUCGGUAUGAAGUCCGUCCUGGACUCGGUUGGCAUCGACACUGUGGUCGACCUGCCCGUCGGUCUCAACAUGCAGGACCAGACCACCGUCCCCGUCAGCUCCCGCAUCACCGCCGCCGGAGCCGGUCAAGGCCAGGCUGCCUACUUCGCCACCUUCAACGAGACCUUUGGCGACUACGCCCCUCACGCACAUGCCCUGCUCAACACCAAGCUCGAACAAUGGGCCGAAGAGACCGUCGCCCGUGGCGGGUUCCACAACACCACUGCCCUGCUGAUCCAGUACGAGAACUACCGUGACUGGCUCGUCAACCACAACGUCGCCUACUCCGAGCUCUUCCUCGACACCGCCGGCGCCGUCAGCUUCACCAUCUGGGACCUCAUCCCCUUCACCCGCGGUUACGUCCACAUCACCGACAAGGACCCCUACCUCCGUCUCUUCGCCUACGACCCCCAGUACUUCCUCAACGAGCUCGACCUCUACGGCCAGGCCGCUGCCUCCCAGCUGGCCCGCAACCUGUCCAACUCGGAUGCCAUGCAGACCUACUUUGCCGGCGAGACUACCCCGGGUGACAAUCUCGCUUACGAUGCCAGCCUGAGCGACUGGGCCGAGUACAUCAAGUACAACUUCCGUCCCAACUACCACGCUGUGGGUACUUGCUCCAUGAUGGCGAAGGAGAUGGGAGGUGUGGUGGACUCUUCCGCCCGUGUCUAUGGUGUGGAUAGUCUGCGUGUCAUUGAUGGUUCUAUUCCUCCCACCCAGGUUUCUUCUCACGUCAUGACUGUGUUUUAUGCCAUGGCUUUGAAGAUUUCGGAUGCUAUUCUGGCGGAUUAUGCUUCGAGCCAGUAAACCCGUGAUGUGGUUGGGUGGUU